Messenger RNA from Daphnia carinata, 698 nucleotides. Its product is annotated as transmembrane protein 222-like. The record is from RefSeq and is a predicted model, not a curated record. Lineage: Eukaryota; Metazoa; Arthropoda; Branchiopoda; Diplostraca; Daphniidae. The transcript is spliced from 4 exons. Bases 119 to 622 code for a protein of 167 amino acids.
UAUAACAUACACAAAGCAUUUGAGGCCUACCUUAAUUACUGUAAAAAUUUCAACUAAAUACUUUGUAUUUAAAAUUUAAGCUUAAUACUACAACAAAAGAUUAACGUCCUGUAUCAGUAUGGCUGCUACAGAACCAAUUGAAGUUGAGAAGAAUCGAUACCCUUUUUGCAUUGUUUGGACCCCAAUUCCUCUAAUCACGUGGAUUUUCCCUUUCAUAGGACACAUGGGGAUAUGUACCAGUACUGGAAUUAUUAGGGAUUUUGCUGGAUCGUACCAUGUUUCUGAAGAUCAGAUGGGUUUUGGAGAUCCCACAAAGUAUUUACAACUUGAAAUUUCAAAAGUUCCAGGUGGUGUUUCUGCUUGGGAUCGAGCUGUUCAAGAUGCUUCUGAAGAAUACAAAAGUCACAUGCACAACCUUUGCUGUGAUAACUGCCAUUCACAUGUAGCCCUUGCCUUAAACAAUAUGGCAUAUCCUGGAAAACGCCAUUGGAACAUGGUUGCUCUAUGUUGGCUGAUGUUAUUUCGUGGUAAACAUAUUGGUUGUUCAGGUUUCUUGAGAACUUGGACUCCAUCGGUUUUCCUUCUUACAAUAAUUGCUGUGAUACUGGUGUUUAUAGCUUAAUGCAUAGACCCUUCCAAGGAAUGUCUACUGUAAAAUGAGCUGCUUUCAUAAAGUUUUUCUUGAUGCGUGCACAAAA